AUGGGUAGCAAGCUCUCUCAACUGUUCCCCCCUGCUGCUAAAUUUACGGAGAAGCAGCUCCCAGACCAAUCGGACAAGGUGAGAAGUGUUACCGCUGUCUUCUUGAUUACAGGCGCCAGCACCGGCUUGGGCUUUGAGCUCGCUCGUCUCCUCUAUAUCAAGGGUGCCAAAAUCCAUAUCGCAGCUCGUUCGGAGAGCAAUGGUGCCGCCGCGAUUAAACGCAUCAAGUCCGCCCACCCGACGAGCAAGGGGUCGCUGCAUUUCCACCACCUCGAUCUCUCCGACCUCCCUUCUGUUGUGUCAUCCGCUAAAUCAUUUCUGUCGAAGGAGUCCAGGCUGGACGUGCUGUGGAACAAUGCGGGCGUCAUGAUGCCCCCUACUGAAUCUAAGACCAAUCAGGGCUAUGAGCUCCAGAUGGGCACAAAUUGCUUGGGACCGUUCCUCUUCACCAAGCUGCUGACACCGCUGUUAGUCGAAACAGCAAUGCAGAGUGGAAGUUCGACUCGAGUAGUGUGGGUAUCGAGUUCGGCAGCUGAAAUUUUUGGCCCAAAGGGAGGCGUGGAUCUGAAGGCAUUGCAGAGUGGCCAAGAAUCUAAAAGUGAUUGGAGAGCAUAUGGGGAGAGCAAGGCGGGAAAUGUUCUCUAUGCCAAAGAAUUUGCAAGGCGAUUCAAAGAUAACAAUGUUAUCAGCACGAGCUUGGACCCUGGCAAUCUUAAGACAGAUCUUCAGAGACAUCUGAAUGGCCUACAAGCUCUCAUCAUUCGCCUAAUACUACAUCCGCCGAUCAAGGGAGCCUAUACGGAACUAUUUGCUGGCUUGUCUCCUGACGUAACGUUAGCAAAGUCAGGUGUCGUUCCCUGGGGCAGAUUUAGUCCUUUGAGAUCCGACAUUGAGCAAGCAGGUCUAACGGAGGAGGAAGGUGGUACGGGAAAUGCUCGCGAGUUCUGGGAAUGGAGUGAGAAGCAAGUCGAGCAAUAUCUUUGA
Bacidia gigantensis is the source of this 984-nucleotide messenger RNA. RefSeq lists its product as uncharacterized. The record is from RefSeq and is a predicted model, not a curated record. The transcript is spliced from 4 exons. NCBI's taxonomy places the organism in Eukaryota, Fungi, Ascomycota, Lecanoromycetes, Lecanorales, Ramalinaceae. The coding region runs from base 1 to 984 and encodes 327 amino acids.